CUUCCCACUCCUCACUCUCACUUCCACACUCCCACUCUCUCUCCUCUCUCAAUCAUGGUUGCUCACUCUCGCCUCCCCCUGCUCGUCCUCCUCUCACUCCUCACCGUCGUCUCCGCCCACAACAUCACCGACAUUCUCGCCGCCGACCCGCAGUACAGCGACUUCAACAACUUCCUCACCCAAACCAGACUAGCAGACGAAAUCAACACGCGCCAGACCAUCACCGUGCUCGUUCUCAACAACGCCGCAUUCUCCGCCGUCGCCGACAAGCACCCCCUCUCCGUCGUCAAAAACCUCCUCAGCCUCCACAUCCUCCUCGACUACUUCGACAACACCAAACUCCACCAAAUCACCAACGGCACGACGCUCUCAACCACGCUCUACCAAACCACUGGCACUGCCAACGGCAACGUCGGAUCGGUCAACAUCACCGAUCUUAAAGGUGGCAAAGUCGGCUUCGGCUCCGCGGCCUCAGGAUCCAAGCUUGACUCGACCUACACCAAAUCGGUCAAACAAAUCCCCUACAACAUCUCCGUCAUCGAAAUCAGCGCGCCUAUAAUCGCGCCGGGGAUACUGGCGGCACCUCCUCCGUCAGCUGACCUAAACAUUACGGCUCUUAUCGAGAAAGCUGGAUGCAAAACAUUCGCCUCACUCAUCUCCACUAACGGACUGGUUAAAACAUUUCAGUCAACGGCGGACAAAGGUUUGACUAUUUUCGCACCUAAUGAUGAAGCUUUCAAGGCGCGUGGCGUACCUGAUUUGAGCAAGCUCACCAAUGCCGAAGUCGUCUCGCUCUUACAGUACCACGCUACCGCCAAGUACCUUCCGGUUGGAUCUCUCAAAACCACCAAAGACGCCAUCAACACGUUAGCCUCCAACGGCGCCGGGAAAUACGACUUCACCGUUUCCUCCGCCGGCGACUCUCUAACGAUCCAUACCGGCGUCGACUCCUCCAGAAUCGCCGACACUGUUCUAGAUUCCACUCCGCUCUCUAUUUACUCCGUCGACAACGUUCUCCUUCCUCCGGAGCUUUUCGCUACGUCGCCGUCGCCCGCUCCGGCCCCGGAACCAGCUAGCUCGCCUUCUCCAUCUUCGGCACCAACUCCUGCGGAAGCGCCUUCGCCACUUCCAGCGUCUCCCCCGGCUCCUGCGGGAGACACUCCAGCUGGCUCGCCGGCGGACGCGCCGUCAUCUGCGGCUGAGCGGAGCACCUCCGCCGGCAAGAGUAGCGGUGUUCACGUGAAAGCUUCUGCGGUUCUCACUGUUACAGUGACUGCUUUGUCGGCUUUGUUGAUUUCCACUACUUUUAUGUAAUUUUAAUAGUUUUUGUUUUGUAAGUGUUUGAGUUUUUGCCUUUUUUUUUCCCGAUUAUGAUUGGACGGGGGAGUUUGGUUUAUUUAUUUUUUAUCUUAUAAAUUAAAUUAGGCAUGUGAUGUACGACGUGGUAGUGCGGUAUUUUAUUUUAGGUUUUUUUAUUUAAUUUAAUUUUUGAGUUAUUUAUGAAGAUUGUGGUGGUUGUA
Messenger RNA from Vigna angularis (adzuki bean), 1520 nucleotides. RefSeq names its product fasciclin-like arabinogalactan protein 10. The record is from RefSeq and is a predicted model, not a curated record. Bases 55 to 1314 code for a protein of 419 amino acids. The transcript has a single exon. Lineage: Eukaryota; Viridiplantae; Streptophyta; Magnoliopsida; Fabales; Fabaceae. Gene Ontology annotation, cellular component: plasma membrane.